Molecule: messenger RNA, 892 nt
Organism: Mercurialis annua (annual mercury)
Lineage: Eukaryota; Viridiplantae; Streptophyta; Magnoliopsida; Malpighiales; Euphorbiaceae
Product: probable inactive receptor kinase At2g26730
Exons: 1
Coding region: 10-747 (245 amino acids)
Molecular function (GO): protein binding
Source: RefSeq, a predicted model, not a curated record
AAUCAGAAGAUGGUUCGAAUGUCUUUUCUGGUGCUACCAAUUUUCAUCUUUCUAAUUAUAUUUCCAGUGUCAAAUUCAGUAGAGGAAAAUGUGAAACAGUCAUUAGUGCAGUUCAUGGAAAAACUUUCGUCAGGAAACGGGCAAAAUAAUCCGAAUUGGGGAUGGAACAUGAGUUCAGACCCCUGCAAGGACAUUUGGGUGGGAGUUUUAUGCGAUUCGCAGUUGCAAACUGUUCGUGGAAUAGUCCUGGAUGAGUUCAAUUUCGACGGAAGUCUUGAUGUCAGUUCUCUAUGCAUGGUAGACUCUCUUGCUGUAUUGAGUCUCAGAAAAAAUAAAAUUUCCGGCUUAAUACCUGACGAGAUAGGAAACUGCAAAAGCCUAACUCACUUAUAUUUAACGGAGAACAGAUUGUCAGGUUCAAUUCCUGAGGCGAUUUCAACGUUGAGUAACUUAAAACGACUUGACAUUUCCAAGAAUUACUUGUCUGGUAAGAUUGCUAGUCUGUCAGGAAUUUCAAGCCUGGCAUCUUUUCUUGCACAAGAGAAUCAGCUUACCGGGAAAAUACCAGAUUUUAACUUCGCAAACCUUCAGGAAUUUAAUUUAUCAAACAAUGGAUUGACAGGUCCGAUUCCUGAUACACUAGCCAGGUUCUCUGCAGGCAGCUUUUAUGGCAAUCCUGGACUAUGUGGAUAUCCACUGAGUGCAUGUCCACCUUCAGCUGCUCCUGCUCCAUCACCAUGCCAGUAGCAUAAGCUCCACAUUUAUUUAAGAAUAGAAUCUUUGUUAUGUUAUUCGCUUCUGCAGUUUUAACAAUUAGCCGAGUCUUGCUUUUACUGUAAAACUUUGCUACAAAACGUAAUAAAAUUGACUAUCAAAAAUAUUAGCAUCAUAA